GGGGGGUGCUCGAGAGGAGGGGGGUGCUCCAAGAAGGAUGCUGUGUGGUAGGGUAGCGUACGACGUCAGCCUUGUGCACACAACAGGGUUAUGUUGUAUUCUAAACUGGGUAGGUGACCACAGAACAAUUUUCAUAGACCGGAUUUAACACCUUUUGAUUUUUUUUUAACACGGUGACAACCUUAUUCACAAAUAAAUACAGUUGAGGUCGACUGGAAAAACGCCAACCUUCUCUACCAAAGGUCUCAAUUUGGAGGAAGAUAUUCUAUCUGUAGCUGAUAAAGGAGCUGUCCGUGGCGCUGAAUUCCAGAUCCACAGAGAUCCCCAGUUCACACCCAUGCCCUUGUGCCACUCCUGAUAUCUCCCGUUCCUAGCAGCAACCAACCUCACCGCCAGAGCCAAGAUGGACGACGGCUACGGACAAGACGGACGUCAGGACUUCAUCCGCGGUGCCAAAGACAUCGCCAAGGUGGUGAAGAAGCAGGCGGGCAAGAAGGUGGGCCGCAGUGUGGACAAAAUGGCCGACGAGUACACCAAGCGCUCAUACAAGCGCUUCGAGGAAGAGGACGAGGAUGACGACUACCCCGUGCAGCAGAGCCAAGAUGGCGACGGCUACUACCGCAAUGACAGCCGGGCCAACGACGACGAGGGCGGCCACAGCGACUCCACGGAAGGUCACGACGAAGACGAUGAGAUCUACGAGGGAGAGUACCAGGGGAUCCCCCGGGCGGAGUCCGGCAAAACGGGUCCGGGGGACGGGAUGGCCCCCCAAGCUCAGAUCAGGGACCUGGCCCAGUUCGAGGCGGAGAGGAGGAAGGAUCAGGAGGAGCUGGCCCAGCAGUACGAGACCAUCCUGCAGGAGUGUGGCCAUGGGAAGUUCCAGUGGACGCUGUACUUUGUUCUGGGGCUGGCCCUCAUGGCAGACGGUGUGGAGAUCUUCGUGGUGGGCUUUGUGCUGCCCAGCGCAGAGAAGGACAUGUGUCUGUCAGAGGAAAGCAAGGGCAUGUUGGGUCUUAUUGUGUACCUGGGGAUGAUGGUGGGGGCCUUCCUGUGGGGCGGCCUGGCCGACCGGAUUGGACGGCGACAGACCCUCCUCAUCUCCCUCUCCAUCAACAGUGUGUUUGCCUUCUUCUCCUCCUUCGUUCAAGGAUACAGCUCCUUCCUUUUAUGCCGUCUGCUCUCCGGUGUGGGCAUCGGUGGCUCCAUCCCCAUCGUGUUCUCCUACUAUUCUGAGUUCCUGGCCCAGGAGAAGAGAGGAGAGCACCUCAGCUGGCUCUGCAUGUUCUGGAUGAUCGGUGGCAUCUACGCCUCUGCCAUGGCCUGGGCCAUCAUCCCCCACUAUGGCUGGAGUUUCCAGAUGGGCUCUGCGUACCAGUUCCACAGCUGGCGUGUCUUUGUGUUAGUGUGUGCCUUCCCCUCUGUGGCAGCCAUCUCUGCCCUCACCACAAUGCCAGAGAGCCCACGCUUCUUCCUGGAGAAUGGGAAACACGAUGAGGCUUGGAUGAUUCUGAAGCAGGUCCAUGACACCAACAUGAGGGCGAAGGGCUACCCAGAGAGGGUCUUCUCUGUGACCACUAUCAAGACAGUUAAGCAGAUGGAUGAGCUGGUGGACAUGGGAGAGGGCACCGCCUGGCACCAGAGGUGGAGGAUGAAGCUGGCUGACCUGUUCAACCAGGUGUGGAGCAACUUCCUGGCCAUAUUCUCUCCUGAGUACCGCCGCACCACUCUCAUGAUGAUGGCUGUGUGGUUCUCUAUGUCGUUCAGUUACUAUGGGCUGACGGUGUGGUUCCCUGACAUGAUCAAGUAUCUCCAGAAGCAGGAGUACUCCUCGCGCACCAAGGUCUUCAUCAAGGAGAAGGUGGAGCACGUCACCUUCAACUUCACCCUGGAGAACCAGGUGCACCGCAACGGAGAGUACUUCAACAACAAGUUUAUGAAUCUGAAGAUGAAGUCUAUGGUGUUCGAGGAUUCUCUGUUUGAGGAGUGCUACUUUGAAGACAUCACCUCCAGCAACACCUUCUUCAAGAACUGCACCUUCAUCGCCACCCUCUUCUACAACACAGAUCUGUUCAAGUACAGGCUGAUCAACAGCAAACUGGUCAACAGCACCUUCCUGCACAACAAGGAGGGCUGCAUGCUUAGCGACUUCAGCGACGAGAACAGUGCCUACAUGAUAUACUUUGUCAGCUUCCUGGGCACCCUGGCCGUGUUGCCCGGCAACAUCGUGUCGGCGCUGCUCAUGGACAAGAUCGGACGGCUGAGGAUGCUGGCGGGCUCAAGUGUUAUCUCUUGUGUCAGCUGUUUCUUCCUGUCGUUUGGCAACAGCGAGUCGGCCAUGAUCGCUCUGCUCUGUCUGUUUGGGGGCAUCAGCAUCGCCUCCUGGAAUGCCCUGGACGUGCUGACGGUGGAGCUUUACCCCUCUGACAAGAGAUGCACAGCGUUUGGCUUUCUAAACGCCCUCUGUAAGCUGGCAGCCGUGUUGGGCAUCAGCAUCUUCACCUCUUUCGUGGGCAUUACCAAGGCUGUGCCCAUCCUGUUCGCCUCCGGGGCGCUUGCAGCGGGCAGCUUCCUGGCGUUCAAGCUGCCGGAGACGCGGGGCCAAGUGCUGCAAUAGUGUGGCCACGCCCCUAAGGGGGCGACAUGGGGGGUCAGAAUGAGUAAGCCACACUGUGAACAACAAGUAGCCCAAGAAACCCCUAAACUCUGCCCUGUACGCCCCAUUGAAGUCAGAGCCUAUUCACAGGAAUUAGUUCAAUGCAGAUGCUGCACAGAUCUACUAAGCUGUAAAUAUUGUGGAUUGCCUGAUAUUGGAUGUACUGUUUAGAUAGACACAUCUCUAUACUACUAAGAUCUGUGGAACUGUGCUGCUGAUGCUUGACAUUGAUCCCUAUGAAUAGGCUGUGAGUUGGUAGAAAAAGGGAAGUGCAACCAAACUCUGCCCCUAGACCAACAGAAGCUGUUCCAACUUGAAUCCUUGUUCAGUGCAAUCUUAAUCACUGAGUGUAUGUGUUUAUGAGGGUUGAGGAGGUAGUUUAGAUGCAGGUCCCCAAAAUGAAGACAGAUUACUGGGGUUAUGGGGUAGGGACAUAGGGUCUAGUUUAUGAGCCAUGCCAAUAGCCCGUAAUAGAAAUGACCACUAGCCAUCCAAUCCAUAUUCACACCAAUUUCUCUGAUAAGCUCAGCUCACUUCCCAUCUACACGAGUCUACAUUGCUAUGGUAGAACGUCAGUCAUAAAUUAUACAUUAUGCCUUGAUUUGAACCAUUUUUGACUUAAUGGGUAAACCAAAACAUUCAGUUAAACCAAGGCCUCCUCAUUUUCAUACCUUCCAAGGUCUUGUGUUUAUUUUAUGUACAAAAUAACUGCCAUUUUAUAGGUUUUAGAACAUUCCAGGUUUACUUUUCAUUAUGGUUUGAAUGAGACUGUUGACAAACGUGAUCUGUUGAGCUUUUUCCCUUUAAAGCAUUCUUUCUAGCCGUUCUAUCUCAAUCAAUCAUAAACGGCUGCUCAAAUCAAUCUUUCAAAUCUCCAUUUCUGACAAUGUUGAAAUUUGUUCAGCCCACAUUGUUCGCCAUGUACAUUUUAGAACAGCACUUUUGUUCAAACAUUCCACAUUUAAAGCACAAAUGUUUGCUAAUGCAAAUAGGACUGUUGUCACAAUUUGUUACAAUAGUUAUUAUUAUUGUCACGUUUUAAACAAACGUUUAAAAGCCCACAGUUCAAGCGUCAUUCUUGCUUCAUGUAUCCUGUAGUAACAAAUGCCUUCUUUGUUCCAUCUGUCAUAGGUUUUAUGUUUUGCUCUUAGAAAAUGUGUUUUUGGAAAGUGGUAUGCAUAUGUGAAUUCGUGGACAAUUUGCCAGAAAGAUAGAACACAAUACGAAAAUGGCAUUGAAGUGUAUCAUGUUACUGUAGAUCAAUAAGUCAGAUGUUAGAUGUUGAAUCCAUGUCCCUUUUAAGAGAGAAAUCACACUGCCUAUGAUAUCAUUUGCCUGUUCUAACAUUGACCUUGGAUUUCAGGAACAUUCUCGCAUCCCUUAAACACAUCAAACCACUUUAAUGUGCACAACUGAAACAUACGUUUUCAUUUUUUGUGAUAUUGUGAAACAGGAACUAGAUGUUCAAAGUGGAGCGAAAAUCCUCAAAAUAAUGAAGUUGAAAAUAAGACACAAAGAUAUGGAAAGGACGUAGUAAACUUCCGUGAAACAUUGCAACAAUGUGACAUAUUUUCAGUAGAUUCCAUUUGAUAUUUAUUUUGAGUUUGAAAGAUAUUAAGAUAUAUUUAAUAUUUAUUUAUUUAAGAUAUAUUUACUUUUGGGUGCAAUGUGUUUCAAAAGAGACUAUAGUGGUAAGGACAUAUAUGCACUGUCAUUAAAUACUAUCAUGUACAUCAUAGCCCAUAUUUUAUUAUUUAUUUUGAUAUGGGUGUGAGACUGCUUGUUUGCCUGUGCAAUAUUGAACUUUGACCUGCAAUAUUGAUGUGUUUUUUUGUGGAUUUUUUUGUGGAUUCUUGAUAGCUUGUUUAUUAGUUGUUUUAUUCGAUACUUGGAGUAUGAUUAACUGAUGUGGCGAUACAAGUAAAAGCUGCUUUAUUGAUCGAAUGAUCAAAACGACAAUUAAACCUUGAUGAGAUGGGGAACAUUAUCGGAUGCUUAUGGGAAACAUUUCACCGAGCAUUGAAAUAGAAGUAGUAUAACUUUCCUUUGAUUUCCACCCUUGAAGCUUAGAACAUCAUGCUAUAUGGGUACAUUUAACAUGUUACACACCUCCGCUGAGGUUUUUUAUCAUACAUGAUAGACUAGGACUAAACACUCUGCUAAGGGCAGUGUCCUCAUGGGAUAUCUGAUCCAUAAAUUUCCUGAACAUUGGUUUGGUACCAAACAACGUUUCACAUUCCCCUUUCAGCAAGCACAUUGAUCAUGUGUGGUAUGUUCACAAUUGCAUGUUACAAAGAAACAAACUCAGAAAAGCAACAAAGCACUGAUUCAGCAACAAAGGAAAUGAUCAUAAACUGCCAUUUGUUAGGAUAGCAGCCAUAUGUAGACUUAACAGCAUUCUAGAUAAAGACCAAUCCAUUGCACUAAAUGUACUUAGCUGUACAUGCACAGUUGUUAAUGCCUUGCAUUCUUGAAAAGACCAAAACCUUUGAGACAUAAAAUAUAUCAGUAGCUAGCACAUGAAGGGAAACAGAAGGUAAAGCAGUUGACGUACGCACAAUAACUGCUUACAAGCGACCAAUUUAAGACAGUAGCCAAAUGAUUCAUUGGUACCAAAUGAGUCACGCAUGCAGUUGUGAACCGCACACAAAAUAAUCAGUAUACAUUGAUUUACAGUAGUCGCAGUAGACUAUUUAUUGACAUAGCAACCUCUCACUUUACUUUAUGUUUACAUUACCAUAAACUAGCAUAUCGUACGUUCAGUGUAUGAUCCCUUAAUCUAUAUAGGAACUUCAAGCCGUUACCACAUUCCUCAAAAUCGACAUGCAUUAGUCUACACAUCCAAACCAUUCACUGAUGGUUUAGUGACUGCCGAUCUAUAAGUGUGCCAUGAGUAACUUCUCUCAUUGAUUAUUGCCAAAUAUUUUUGUAUGUCUUAAGUUUAUACUAUGUCAUAAAGAAACUGGAAUAUAGAUUUAAAUAUUUAAAUAUAAUAUAGAUUUAAAUAUGUAAAUUAAAAGAAAUAAAAUAUAACCUAGAUCAUUAAUAAAUAUUAUAGCUCUUUAUAUCCUUUGACCCCUUGAAAAUAUUCCUGUGGUAGGGGGAGCAGUUUUUAUGAACUGAUUUGGGACGUGGAUGGCCAGUCUGUCGGAAAGUACAUUUAUUCACAAUUCCUCUAAGAAGUGCAGUAAUCUUAAAAGAUUCCAUUUGUUAUUGAAGAAUCAGCAUCAGCAUUGCAGCAUGUGUCUGAUCUGUGUUUCCAUAUCCUAUCUCUAUGUUGUCAUAAUUAUACCGCCCAUGAAAUGAUAAACAAGGAUGUCAAUAUUAAUGUUGUAUAGUACGACAUGGAACGCUGUGAAAUGCUUAACUAUCUAUUUACUCUCUCAGUGAACCAGUUCAGGAUAGUUUAAGUCAAGAUUGUUUCUAGUACCUGUAGUUGCAUAUUUUCAAUUCUGUUACAUGGUUUUUUUGUAUUCUUAACUUGUUGCUCGGUCAACGGUCAAUCAUGAGUGCAAAAACGUAAUUAUAGCAAUAAGUGUUAGAUUGUUUGUCUUUAAUCUCUCCCCAAAACACUAUUGGGAAAUGAAACACAUUAUAUUCUGGGCCUUUUUUCCACUGAAAUGCUGUGUGUUGGCUUCUACUAAAUGGGACUGAAUGGCUUAUAUUCACUUCUGAAACUACCCCUAGGUCUUUGGAGGCUUUUGUCAAUAAGAAACCAUUGCAAUUAAUUACAUGUAACAGAGAAUUUAUCACUGUCAUAGUACUGUGCUGUAGAAUCUGUAGUUGUUUGUAUGUAAGUAUAGAUCAUAAUAUUAGAAAUUACAAUACGGUAUACAUGUGGAACCAUAAAAAAAUACAAAGGACAAAAAAACUGAAGUGUAAAUGACAGAGUACUAUUGUAUGGUGUCUUCAAUUUACUGUAUUUUGUAAAUGAAAAUGGAAUAUAAGUAAAUACAUCAAAAUAAAUACUACUGGUUAUGAAGAAUACUUAAAUGUUACAACGUCAUGAUUCUGUUAUAAAGUUUGUGUGUGAGAUUUUUCUUAUCUUUUGUCAUCGUUUAUUUAUUUACCUUUUCAGAACUGCAAUGGAUAGCAAAGAAAAAUAAACUACUGUCCUAAUGAUGAAA
Molecule: messenger RNA, 6780 nt
Organism: Oncorhynchus kisutch (coho salmon)
Lineage: Eukaryota; Metazoa; Chordata; Actinopteri; Salmoniformes; Salmonidae
Product: synaptic vesicle glycoprotein 2A
Exons: 13
Coding region: 404-2614 (736 amino acids)
Biological process (GO): chemical synaptic transmission; transmembrane transport
Cellular component (GO): neuron projection; synaptic vesicle membrane
Molecular function (GO): transmembrane transporter activity
Source: RefSeq, a predicted model, not a curated record